This is a messenger RNA of Mandrillus leucophaeus (drill), 5998 nucleotides long. It is a transcript of the gene NRK, whose product is annotated as Nik related kinase. Gene Ontology annotation, molecular function: ATP binding; protein kinase activity. The coding region runs from base 272 to 5020 and encodes 1582 amino acids. NCBI's taxonomy places the organism in Eukaryota, Metazoa, Chordata, Mammalia, Primates, Cercopithecidae. The transcript has 29 exons. Gene Ontology annotation, biological process: protein phosphorylation. The record is from RefSeq and is a predicted model, not a curated record.
AGCUUCUUCAUCUCCAGGACAGACGCUCAGGCUCCUCUCUCGCCUUAGCCCAACCUGCUUUCCCGCCUCACAAACUCCGGUUUCCCUCCACUCCCAACUCUUUUCACUCCACGUUUCCCCUCCUCUAUCUCCCACGCCACGAACUCCAAUCCCCCAGCUCCUUUCUCCCGCCCUCCCCUUUCCCUCUCCUCCCUUCAACUCUUCAUCCGCUUCUACCUCAGACUGCGCGCACUCAAUUCAGUCGCCCACUCCCGUUCGGCUCCUCGAAGCCAUGGCGGGACCUGGGGGCUGGAGGGACAGGGAGGUCACGGAUCUGGGCCACUUGCCGGAUCCAACUGGAAUAUUCUCACUAGAUAAAACCAUUGGCCUUGGUACUUAUGGCAGAAUCUAUUUGGGACUUCAUGAGAAGACUGGUGUGUUUACAGCUGUUAAAGUGAUGAACGCUCGUAAGACCCCUUUACCUGAAAUAGGAAGGCGAGUGAGAGUGAAUAAAUAUCAAAAAUCUGUUGGGUGGAGAUAUAGCGAUGAAGAAGAGGAUCUCAGGACUGAACUCAACCUUCUGAGGAAGUACUCUUUCCACAAAAACAUUGUGUCCUUCUAUGGUGCAUUUUUUAAGCUGAGUCCCCCUGGUCAGAGGCACCAACUUUGGAUGGUGAUGGAGUUAUGUGCAGCAGGUUCGGUCACUGAUGUAGUGAGAAUGACCAGAAAUCAGAGUUUAAAAGAAGAUUGGAUUGCUUAUAUCUGCCGAGAAAUCCUUCAGGGCUUAGCUCACCUUCACGCACACCGAGUAAUUCACCGGGACAUCAAAGGUCAGAAUGUGCUGCUGACUCAUAAUGCUGAAGUAAAACUGGUUGAUUUUGGAGUGAGUGCCCAGGUGAGCAGAACUAAUGGAAGGAGGAAUAGCUUCAUUGGGACACCAUACUGGAUGGCACCUGAGGUGAUUGACUGUGAUGAGGACCCAAGACGCUCCUAUGAUUACAGAAGUGAUGUGUGGUCUGUGGGAAUUACUGCCAUUGAAAUGGCUGAAGGAGCCCCUCCUCUGUGUAACCUUCAACCCUUGGAAGCUCUCUUCGUUAUUUUGCGUGAAUCUGCUCCCACAGUCAAAUCCAGCGGAUGGUCCCGUAAGUUCCACAAUUUCAUGGAAAAGUGUACGAUAAAAAAUUUCCUGUUUCGUCCUACUUCUGCAAACAUGCUUCAUCACCCAUUUGUUCAGGAAAUAAAAAAUGAACGACAUGUUGUUGAGUCAUUAACGAGGCAUCUUACUGGAAUCAUUAAAAAAAGACAGAAAAAAGGAAUACCUUUGAUCUUUGAAAGAGAAGAAGCUAUUAAGGAACAGUACACCAUGAGAAGAUUCAGAGGACCCUCUUGCACUCAUGAGCUUCUGAGAUUGCCAACCAGCAGCAGAUGCAGACCACUUAGAGUCCUGCAUGGAGAACCCUCUCAGCCAAGGUGGCUUCCUGAUCGAGAAGAGCCACAGGUCCAGGCACUUCAGCAGCUACAGGGAGCAGCCAGGGUAUUCAUGCCACUGCAGGCCCUGGACAGUGCACCUGGGCCUCUAAAGGGGCAGGCUCAGGCACCUCAACGACUACAAGGGGCAGCUCGGGUGUUCAUGCCACUACAGGCUCAGGUGAAGGCUAAGGCCUCUAAACCUCUACAAAUGCAGAUUAAGGCACCUCCACGACUACGGAGGGCAGCCAGGGUGCUCAUGCCACUACAGGCACAGGUUAGGGCACCUAGGCUUUUGCAGGUACAGGCCCAGGUAUCCAAAAAGCAGCAGGCCCAGACCCAGACAUCAGAACCACAAGAUCUGGACCAAGUACCAGAGGAAUUUCAGGGUCAAGAUCAGGUACCUGAACAACAAAGGCAGGGCCAGAGCCCUGAACAACAGCAGAGGCACGACCAGGUGCCUGAACAAGAGCUGGAGCAGAACCAGGAACCUGAACAGCCAGAGGUACGGGAACAGGCUGCUGAGCCUGCACAGGCAGAGACUGAGGCAGAGGAACCUGAGUCAUUACGAGUAAAUGCCCAGAUAUUCCUUCCCCUGCUAUCACAGGAUCACCAUGUGCUGUUGCCACUACAUUUGGAUACUCAGGUGCUCAUUCCAGUAGAGGGUCAAACUGAAAGAUCACCUCAGGCACAGGCUUGGACACUAGAACCCCCACAGGCAAUUGGCUCAGUUCAAGCACUGAUAGAGGGACUAUCAAAAGACUUGCUUCGAGCACCAAACUCAAAUAACUCAAAGCCACUUGGUCCGUUGCAAACCCUGAUGGAAAAUCUGUCAUCAAAUAGGUUUUACUCACAACCAGAACAGGCACGGGAGAAAAAAUCAAAAGUUUCUACUCUGAGGCAAGCACUGGCAAAAAGACUAUCACCAAAGAGGUUCAGGGCAAAGUCAUCACGGAGACCUGAAGAGCUUGAACUCUCAGAUUUAGAAGCCCGGAGGCGAAGGCGCCAACGCAGAUGGGAAGAUAUCUUUAAUCAGCAUGAGGAAGAAUUGAGACAAGUUGAUAAAGACAAAGAAGAUGAAUCAUCAGACAAUGAUGAAGUAUUUCAUUCGAUUCAGGCUGAAGUCCAAAUGGAGCCAUUGCAGCCACACAUUUCAAAUCCUAAAAAAAUUGAGGUUCAAGAGAGAUCCCCUUCUGUGCCUAACAACCAGGAUCAUGCACAUCAUGUUGAGUUCUCUUCAAGCGUUCUUCAGCGGUCUCUUUUGGAACAAGCUCAGAAGCCCAUUGACAUCAGACAAAGGAGUUCGCAAAAUCGUCAAAAUUGGCUGGCAGCAUCAGAAUCUUCUUCUGAGGAAGAGAGACCUGUGACUGGAAGGAGGUCUCAGUCAUCACCACCUUAUUCUACUAUUGAUCAGAAGUUGCUGGUUGACAUCCAUGUUCCAGAUGGAUUUAAAGUAGGAAAAAUAUCACCCCCUGUAUACUUGACAAACGAAUGGGUAGGCUAUAAUGCACUCUCUGAAAUCUUCCGGAAUGAUUGGUUAACUCCUGCACCUGUCGUUCAGCCACCUGAAGAGGAUGGUGAUUAUGUUGAACUCUAUGAUGCCGGUGCUGAUACUGAUGGUGAUGAUGAUGAGUCUAAUGAUACUUAUGAAGAUACCUAUGAUCAUACCAAUGGCAAUGAUGACUUGGAUAACCAGGUUGAUCAGGCUAAUGAUGUUUGUAAAGACCAUGAUGAUGACAACAAUAAGUCUGUUGAUGAUGUAAAUAAUAGUUAUUAUGAGGCACCUAGUUAUCCAAGGGCAAGCUAUGGCAGAGAUGGAAGCUGCAAGCAAGAUGGUUAUGAUGGAAGUUGUGGAAAAGAGGAAGCCUACAGAGGCUAUGGAAGCCAUAGAGCCAAUAGAAGCCAUGGAGGAAGUGCAGCCAGUGAGGACAAUGCAGCCACUGGAGAUCAGGAAGAACAUGCAGCCAAUAUAGGCAGUGAAAGAAAAGGCAGUGGGGGUGAUGGAGAUAAGGGAGUCAUUCGAACCAGUGAAGAGAGUGGAGCCCUUGGACCCAAUGGAGAAGAAAAUUGCUCAGAGACAGAUGGUCCAGGAUUGAAGAGAGCUGUGUCUCAGGACUUUGAAUAUCUACAGGAGGAGCCAGGUGGUGGAAAUGAGGCCUCAAAUGCCAUUGACUUAGGUGCUGCACUGUCAGCACCUGAUGAUGAGAGCGACAAUAAGGACAUACCAGAAUCAUCAAUACAAUCAGAUUUUUCUGCCAAUCACUCAUCUCCUUCCAAAGGUUUUGGGAGGUCUGCUGAUGCUAAGUUUGCCAGUGCCAUCUUAUAUGCUGGAUUUGUAGAAGUACCUGAGGAAUCACCUAAGCAACCCUCUGAAGUCAAUGUUAACCCACGCUAUGUCUCUCCUUCAUGUAAAAAACCACUAAUCCACAUGUAUGAAAAGGAGUUCACUUCUGAGAUCUGCUGUGGUUCUUUGUGGGGAGUCAAUUUGCUGUUGGGAACCCGAUCUAAUCUAUAUCUGAUGGACAGAAGUGGAAAGGCUGACAUUACUAAACUUAUAAGGCGAAGACCAUUCCGCCAGAUUCAAGUCUUAGAGCCACUCAAUUUGCUGAUUACCAUCUCAGGUCGUAAGAACAGACUUCGGGUGUAUCAUCUGACCUGGUUGAGGAACAAGAUUUUGAAUAAUGAUCCAGAAAGUAAAAGAAGGCAAGAAGAAAUGCUGAAGACAGAGGAAGCCUGCAAAGCUAUUGAUAAGUUAACAGGCUGUGAACACUUCAGUGUCCUCCAACAUGAAGAAACAACAUAUAUUGCAAUUGCUUUGAAAUCAUCAAUUCACCUUUAUGCAUGGGCACCGAAGUCCUUCGAUGAAAGCACUGCUAUUAAAGUGAUGUGCAUUGAUCAAUCAGCAGACUCUGAAGGAGACUACAUGUCCUAUCAAGCCUAUAUACGAAUACUGGCAAAAAUACAGGCAGCUGAUCCAGCGAACCGGUUUAAGAGACCAGAUGAGCUCCUUCAUUUGCUGAAGCUCAAGGUAUUUCCAACACUUGAUCAUAAGCCAGUGACAGUUGACCUGGCUAUUGGUUCUGAAAAAAGACUAAAGAUUUUCUUCAGCUCAGCAGAUGGAUAUCACAUCAUUGAUGCAGAAUCUGAGGUUAUGUCUGAUGUGACCCUGCCAAAUAAUCCCCUGGAAAUCAUUAUACCACAGAAUAUCAUCAUUUUACCUGAUUGCCUGGGAAUUGGCAUGAUGCUCACCUUCAAUGCUGAAGCCCUCUCUGUGGAAGCAAAUGAACAACUCUUCAAGAAGAUCCUUGAAAUGUGGAAAGACAUACCAUCUUCUAUAGCUUUUGAGUGUACACAGCGAACCACAGGAUGGGGCCAAAAGGCCAUUGAAGUGCGCUCUUUGCAAUCCAGGGUUCUGGAAAGUGAGCUGAAGCGCAGGUCAAUUAAGAAGCUGAGAUUCCUAUGCACCCGGGGUGACAAGCUGUUCUUUACCUCUACCCUGCGCAAUCGCCACAGCCGGGUUUACUUCAUGACGCUUGGAAAACUUGAAGAGCUCCAAAGCAAUUAUGGUGUCUAAAAGUUUCCAGUGAUUUAUUACCACAUUAUAAACAUCAUGUAUAGGCAAUUUGCAUCUUCAGAUUUCAGAGAUUAAAUGAGCAUUCAGUUUUAUUUUUAGUAAAGAUUAAAUCCAAAACUUUUAAUGUAGCACAGAAUAGUUUUAAUGAGAAAUGAAACUUUAUGUAUAAAAUUAACUAUAGCAAGCUCUAUGUACUCCAAUGGUGUACAAUAACUUUUGCACAAACUUUGUAACUUUUGUUACUGUGAAUUCAAACAUUACUCUUUGGACAGUUUGGACAGUAUCUGUAUUCAGAUUUUACAACAUGGAGUAAAGAAACCUGUUAUGAAUUAGAUUACAAACAGUCUUCAAAAUAAUUGGCACUGGGAUAAGAUUUUUCAGAAAAAGAAAAAUAUCGACAAACUGUAUGUGAUUUUUCCAAAGUUAUAUGAAUAACCAAAGGUUUAGUCAAGAAACAAAAAUCUUAAAGAUUGUUAUAACCCAGACUAAGGUUGAACAACCUGCAUGCCCAGAGAAAACUAUGGUGACAAAGGGGAAAAGGCCAUCACCCUUUUUCUCACUGAUUCAUGACAAUUAAGCCUAUAGUUAAAGACCAGUUUUGUUCUUUUCACCCAUUUUUAGCUGGUUUCUCUUGAUAAGAAGAAAGGAAGAAAGCCCCAGAUGCUUGGUUUUUCUCGGACCCCCAAAAGAUGUGCAAUAGCUGUUGUUACAAACCACCAAAUAAUACAGUUGUGAGCCUGAAUACAGGACUGAACUCCUAUACAUAUGUACUGUAGAAUGAGUACUUUUUAAUACCUUAAGGUGGGCGUCAAAUUCUGCUCCCCAAAGCAGAUAGACUGAUUUAUCAAAAUUAUUAUCUGGCCAACAGUGUGGCUAUCAGACAGCAUCAAAUAUUUUCCCAAUCCAAGAUUAGACUAAACAAAAGCUUCCUUCCAAUAUUAAACAAAAGGAAUUAAACAUAACAAUGAAAAAACUUUG